UUGCCACGCUUACCACGUGCCAAGUGCCUGUGUAGGUACGUACCUACCCGUCCCAGGAGCUCUCCUCGCCUUGUUGAUUUGUUUUCUCAGCCUCGCUGUGAAAUUUCCUGUUUCCCUCCAAAGAAUCUACGUCCAGGUAGAAACCGCCUCACCUCUCUCCCUGCCUCCCUCUUUCUCUCCCUUCGCCGCCCCCCUCCGGUGCCGCCCGUCGUUGCCAGAUCCGGCAGCCCACGCCCAACUCCUGAGACGAAGCGGCCGGCCUGCGAGACAUACCUACCUACCCUAGCUGCGCCAGCCGCGCUUUUUCGUUCGCACCAAUGUCGCAGUUUGGGAAGCCCGCCGGCCAGGCGCCUGCCACCACCGGCGGCAGCCUGUUCGGGAGCCCGCUCCAGACCAACACGGCGUCGAGCCAGCAGCCCGCGCAGUCGGCUGCCUCCCUCUUCGGCCAGCCUACCCAGCAGCAGCCGCCUCAGCAGUCUUCGGCGGGGAGCUUGUUCGGCGCUGCGGCGAAUAGCAACACGCAACAGCAAUCGUCCUUCCCGAGCCUGGCCGGCGCUGCGACGACGAAUACCCAGCAGCCCCAAGUCGGCAGCGGCGGCUUGUUCGGCGGCGCCUCUGCCUCGACGCAGCAGCCCUUUGCCGGCCUCGGCGGCACGACAGCUACCAACACCCAACAACCGCAAACAUCCAGCAUGUUCGGCGCUCUCGGCGGCACUCAACGGCCCCAGACACAAAGCAUGUUCGGCGCACCUGCGGCCCAGGCCCAGCCAGCUGCCGGCGGCCUCGGCCUCAACCUCACUCAAGGAAACUCGUCGAUUCCCGGAGCCAACCAGGCCCAGGCCCAGGCCCAGGCCCAGGCCCCGGCUAAUACCGGCGCGCUGGCGCAAGGCAAUACCACUGGCUACUUCGACAGCCUGCUCUCGAAGAGCAAGAAGCAGGUAAACGAGCAGUCGCCGCUCGAGGACCUCCCCAGCCUCCACCUGGGCCUGGGCGACCUCCGGCAGCGCCUACGAAAACUGGGCCCACAGGCGAAUCCCAUACAGCAAGACAAAGCUCGGUAUAUCUUGGCGGCAUCCGGCGUGGAGCCGGCAGUGGCAGUUAAGGACUUGAACGACUUCGAAGCUCGGAUCGGAGGUCGGGCCGAACGCCCUCCGGCUGCCGCCGCCGCAGCCGACGUCGACGUCGACGCCUAUCUCGCGAACCUACAAACGAAGACGACGUUGAGCAUGAUUGCAGACGGGCUGGAGAGAUCGGCGAGAGACUUCGACAACUUCCUGGAAGAUAACAUCACGAUGGAGUGGGAAGCCCAGAGGAAGCGGAUCUACGAACACUUCGGGAUUAAGGCAAAGGACGACGGGGUUGCCGAAGGGGCCGUCGGAACACCUGGCAGAGAGGCGCAGGUGGGCUUUGGCCGGUCGCGACGGACGGCCAAGGCAUCACGAUCCACGGCCCCAGGUAUCAAGGCCAGCACAUUCGGGCGGUCACAUCUCCAAAAGUCGGUCAUCGGCACGCCCAGUAAGAUCGGGUCUCACCAGCCUGAAUUCAAGGAUGUUCAAGACGCGACGGGAGGGAGCCCCACGGCGCUGGGUGCUGCGGCCUCGAUCGACGAUCGAUUCCUUCGAGAGAAGCAGGGCAGGCUCGCGGAACGCGUGCGGCAACUCAACCUCGCCCGCAUCGAGCAGCUGCCGUAUCCCAUCCUACACGAGCUUGCGGCGGUGGCAGGCAGCUCUGGGGAUAGACAUGCUCAACAACUCGUUGAUGCGUAUCAUGCGGCCAUGGCCAUUGUCGGAGAGAACCCGGAGGCGGAGACUUUCGCCGGCGAUGCUACGUCGAGGGAGCGCCAAUUCCGCGAAGACUACCUAGAUCUGAAUGACAAGUCCCCGAAGGCGAUAGGCAUGCGUAAGAGGAUUCUCAACGGCGCAAAUGCCUUCCUGGAGAAGAAGUUCUUCCGAGAAAUCGAGGGCCUCAUCGCCAAACACCCGCGGGAAGCGAACCUCGGCGGUCGGCCGGACGUUAUCAGCAAGAUCAAGGCGUACGUUCGGUUACGGCACGCGCGCAAGGACCUCGUACCCGACAACACCGAACUCCAGCAGGUCGACGGCGAGUUCGUCUGGGCAAUCGUGUUCUACUUGCUACGAUCUGGAAAUAUCGCGGAGGCUGCCCGCUACGUGAAGAAUCAAUCGACUACCUUCCGGAGUAUCGACCGCACCUUCGCGUCAUACCUCCUCGAGUACGUUAGCAGUCCUGACAGGCGGCUGAGACGCCAGCUGCAGGAACGCUGCCACAACGAAUACAACCAGCGGGCGCGCAACGCGCCAGACAACUCGAUCGACCCAUAUCGAAUGGCCUGCUACAAGAUCGUGGGCCGCUGCGACGUCAGCAACCGCAACCUCGACGGGCUGAAGACGGAGAUCGAGGACUGGAUAUGGCUCCAAUUCAACCUCGCUCGCGAGAACGACAAGGCGACCGAGGUGGCUGCCGAGUCGUACGGGUUGCAGGAUCUACGAGCUAGCAUCCGGGAGAUCGGCCUCAAGCACUUCCCGAAAUCGCCAAGCGAGGAUACUAAUGGUACCUUUGGCAUGUUCUUCUUCCUGCAGAUCCUCUCGGGCAUGUUCGAGCAGGCCAUCGCGUACCUGUACGCCUUCUCCUACGUGGACGCGAUCCACUUUGCUAUCGCCCUCGAGUACUACGGCCUUUUGCGCCCGGCAGACCCCUGGACGACGCAGGAUUCCCUCCUGUCGCACGACACUCGCUCGCGGCCGCAGCUGAACUUUGGCCGCAUGCUAGGGUACUACACUCGCGACUUCCGGGCGGCCGACGUCGCCUCGGCAGUAGAUUACCUCACGCUCAUCUGCCUCAACGCCGAUCUAGGUGGCGAGGCGGGCCGGCAGCAGGCGGAGCUGUGUCACGUCGCCAUCCGCGAACUCGUACUGGAGACUAGGGAGUUUAGUAAGCUCAUCGGGGAUAUCCGGCCCAACGGACACCGCAUCGCCGGCCUCGUCGAAGAGCGCGCGUCGCUCAUCGGCCUCCGGGAGGAAGACGACUUCGUGAAAACGGUCACGUUGCAGGCUGCUAGGUUCGCCGACGACAACGGCCGCACUACGGAUGCCGUGCUGCUGUACCACCUGGCUGGCGAAUACGACAGCGUAGUGACGAUCGUGAGCCGGGCGCUGAGCGAGGCGAUCUCGCUCGAGAUCGGCGAGGACCCCAUGCGGCUGAUGCCGGUUAAGCCCCGGGCGGACGGCAAGGAGGCCGAGGUGCAGCCCAACAGCAGCCUGAGCCUGGCGUCCAUCGACGACCCCAUCCAGCUGGCGACGACGAUGAUGUCGAUAUACGACAAGGACGCCAUGUUCUACACCAAGAUAGAGAACCCCAACCGGAUGGCGUGCCACAUCCUCCUGCACAUGAGCGAGAUCAAGGUUUUGGUCGAGGCCGGCAAGUGGCCGGAGGCUCUAGACGAGAUCCGCGGGCUUCGGAUCCUGCCGCUGGAUGCUAACGGCGACCCGGCGAAGAUCCGGCACUACGCCGCCACUUUCUCGGGCCUGCCCCAGACGGUGGCGAUCAACGUGCCGAACCUGCUGAUGUGGACGAUCACAUGCUGCAUCCGACAGAGGGACCGGCUGAUGAGCGGGCAGUUCAGCGGCAACGAGGGCACGCGGCGGAUGAUGUGCGACAAUCUGAAGCAGAUCAGCCUGGACCUGACGACGUACACGGGCCAGCUGCGAUACCGGUUCCCGCCACACCUGCACGAGGCACUCGCGCGGGCUUCGGCGGACUAGGGUUAGAGGUGUGUGGGGAACGCCGCGUUGCUGCUGGGGAGGACAACUUGAUAUGUCCGUAUGUCGGUGCAUACGCGCGUGCGUGUUGUCCAUCUGUACUGUACCCAGGUCAAGAUGUACGAUGGCGGCGACGUAAAAUUUUUUUUUCUUUUCCUUUUCCUCCCUAGAGACUCCGGGGGGCGUGGGUGGUGACGAAGAAACAGGCAGGAGAUAGACGGAGGAUUCCUCCCAGGCUAUACAUAUGCGUACCCGGGCUGAGGCCGAGUUAGGCUACCCGUCAUAGCCGAUCACGUUAAAAGUAGAAAUAGUGGUAGGUAGUAAUGCAGGGGUCUCCGGUACGGGUGGUAAUUUGCAUAGCUGCGGCUUGUACUCGUAAGGGAGACACGAUACCGUCCCUGGUCAGGAGGUAGCUAAGCUAGGUAGGCCGUCAAGGGAGGCGGCCAAGAAAACUGACAGACAAGGUGCCGAAUUAUGCAUCGUGUGGGUAAUUAUUGUGCAUGCAUGCCGCAUGGUCAUAACGUUUCUAGUCUGUUUGCUAUUCCUGCGGCAGAGGCGGCAGAGGCGGCAGGAAGUCGCCACGCGUCGGGUGUAUGGCCCGAGAAG
Molecule: messenger RNA, 4382 nt
Organism: Durotheca rogersii
Lineage: Eukaryota; Fungi; Ascomycota; Sordariomycetes; Xylariales; Xylariaceae
Product: NIC-domain-containing protein
Exons: 3
Coding region: 318-3779 (1153 amino acids)
Biological process (GO): protein import into nucleus; poly(A)+ mRNA export from nucleus
Cellular component (GO): nuclear pore
Molecular function (GO): structural constituent of nuclear pore
Source: RefSeq, a predicted model, not a curated record